Messenger RNA from Lodderomyces orthopsilosis Co 90-125, 1116 nucleotides. RefSeq names its product Gpd2p (gene GPD2). Bases 1 to 1116 code for a protein of 371 amino acids. Gene Ontology annotation, biological process: glycerol-3-phosphate catabolic process; carbohydrate metabolic process. The transcript has a single exon. Gene Ontology annotation, molecular function: protein homodimerization activity; NAD binding; glycerol-3-phosphate dehydrogenase [NAD(P)+] activity. The record is from RefSeq and is a predicted model, not a curated record. Lineage: Eukaryota; Fungi; Ascomycota; Pichiomycetes; Serinales; Debaryomycetaceae. Gene Ontology annotation, cellular component: nucleus; glycerol-3-phosphate dehydrogenase (FAD) complex; cytosol.
AUGACUGCAACUGCUCCAUACACAAUUGAUAAACCAUUUAAAGUAGCAAUCAUCGGUUCUGGUAACUGGGGAACUGCUGUUGCCAAAUUGGUUGCUGAAAACACUGCUGAAAAACCAGAAAUUUUCCAAAAAGAUGUACAAAUGUGGGUCUUUCAAGAAGACAUUGAUGGCAGAAAAUUGACUGAUAUAAUAAAUCAAGAUCACGAGAACGUCAAGUACUUACCAGGAAUCCAAUUGCCAUCUAAUUUGAUCGCCAACCCAGAUAUCGUUGAUACAGUAAAAGAUGCGGAUUUGUUAGUCUUCAAUAUUCCUCACCAAUUUCUUGGUAGAGUCAACAAACAAUUGAAAGGUAAUGUUAAAUCAACUGCUAGAGCCAUUUCUUGUUUGAAAGGUUUGGAGGUUGACCCAGAAGGUUGUAAAUUGCUUUCUACUUCAGUGACUGACGACUUGGGUAUCUACUGUGGUGUCUUGUCAGGUGCCAAUAUUGCUACUGAAGUUGCUAAAGGUAAAUGGUCAGAAACAUCUGUUGCCUACACCAGACCUGAUGAUUUCAGAGGUGAAGGUAAAGAUAUUGAUGAAUAUGUCUUGAAAGAAGUUUUUCACAGGCCAUACUUCCAUGUCAGAGUUAUACAAGAUGUUGUAGGUGCUUCAAUCGCUGGUGCCUUGAAAAAUGUUGUUGCUUGUGCAGUUGGUUUUGUCAUCGGUGCUGGUUGGGGUGACAAUGCUAAAGCCGCAAUUAUGAGAAUUGGUAUUAGGGAAAUUAUCCAUUUCGCUUCCUACUGGCAAAAAUUCGGUAUCAAAGGUUUGGCUCCGCCAAAUCCAUCAACUUUUACUGAAGAAAGUGCUGGUGUUGCCGAUUUAAUCACAACUUGUGCUGGUGGUAGAAAUGUUAAAGUUGCAAGAUACAUGAUCGAACACAAUGUUGAUGCAUGGGAAGCUGAAAAGAUUGUAUUGAAGGGUCAAAGUUCUCAAGGUAUUAUCACUGCCAAAGAAGUUCACGAGUUAUUGGAACACUUUAAAUUGCAAGAAGAAUUCCCAUUGCUUGAGGCUACUUAUAAAAUCAUCUAUGAAGGUGGGAAAGUAGAUGACUACCCGGAUAUUUUGAACAAUGAUUAG